Messenger RNA from Salarias fasciatus (jewelled blenny), 1537 nucleotides. RefSeq names its product protein mono-ADP-ribosyltransferase PARP12-like. NCBI's taxonomy places the organism in Eukaryota, Metazoa, Chordata, Actinopteri, Blenniiformes, Blenniidae. Gene Ontology annotation, cellular component: nucleus. The coding region runs from base 1 to 1461 and encodes 486 amino acids. The record is from RefSeq and is a predicted model, not a curated record. Gene Ontology annotation, molecular function: metal ion binding; NAD+ poly-ADP-ribosyltransferase activity. The transcript has 8 exons.
AUGGGUCCAAUUUUCAAGACCCGCCCCAGCCCGACCCGGGGACGGACAAAGUCGCAACCGAACCGCAAACCCGUGCAUCAGCCCGAUUACCUCAGGUGUAAAAAUCCCCACAGUUUGACUACUCCGAACAACGCAAAGGUUCUCAGGAGACACGAUCUGCAAGACUUGACAGAGAAACAGCUGUUCCAGCUGCUGCUUCAGAAUGAUCCCUACCUGCUCCCCGAGAUAUGCUCGCAUUACAACAAGGGCAGCGGUCUGCAAGGCUCCUGUCGGUUCAACUCCUCCAGCACGAAGCUGCACAUGUGCCAGCACUACUACCAGUGCGACUGUCAGUUCGGUUCCGCGUGCAAGAGAGCGCAUCGCCUCGACGCUCAGGCCAUGAAGCUUUUCCAGGGAUAUAGUCAGGAGAACAUCAACAACCUCCACAAGAACUACAGAAAUAAGCUCAUCAUCUCAGGUGACCUGAAGAGGCCAGCUGCUGCUGUUCCUGCCUUGCCAGAGGUGAGCAUCCCAGCCCCGCCGCCAUCCCGUCAGACUCCCCACACUAACCCGGUGACCCCCAGCAGAGCUGCUAUUCCAGCCAACCCCCCGAGUGACGCUGAGAGAAAUGAAAUCUGCCUCUUCUUCAUCCGGAGAAAGUGCUUGUACAAAGACAAGUGUGCUCGGGUCCACUGGCACCUGCCUUACAGGUGGCAGGUUUUAGAUGUGGAUGGCGUGACCUAUAAGGACCUGGUGGACAUGGAAAACAUUGAGAGGGCAUAUUGUGACCCGGCUCGGGGCACGAGCUGCAUGGAUCAACCCUCCGCCAGCCUGGGACUCCUGAGAUUUAUGGGAUUUCAAAGGUGCACAAAGACAGAAAAGACAUACGAGAGGAAUCUCCCUGAAGGGAUUCCAGUCCGUCGAUUGUCCACUACCUCCUCCGUCUCGAAGCCUCCUCACUUCAUUCUCACCACGCAGUGGGUCUGGUACUGGAAGGACGACGGGGGGGCGUGGCUGGAGUUUGGGCAGGUGAGGCGUCAUGAUUCCGUCGCCUCUCAGACCCUGGAGAACGUGUACCUGGUGGACAGAGACACAGAGGUCCCGUUCAGCGCCGGCAAACACCAGUACGUUCUGUACUUCAAAGACGCGGCGGGCAGCGGGCGGAUGUAUCAGCAGAACGUCAAACACAAAACCAAGAGAGAAGUUAGGAGGAGACCUCGCUUUCUGUCGACCCGUGACGUGGAAGCACAGCUGAAGAGCACUUCAUCACAGAGCUCGAGCUCCUCCAUAGCCGAAAUCUUACCGUCCACCUGGGAUAAGACCGCCCUGCCAGAGCUGGGAUACAGGCUUGUGCAGCUCACCUCGUCGGCGAAGGAGUACUCCAUGAUUGAGAUGCUGUUCAAGCGCACCAUGCCUCAGAGUAAAAUCAACAGCAUGCACCGGAUCCAGAAUCCGUCUCUGUGGAAAGUGUUUCAGUGGUGAGUCACUGCUGCUUGAUAAACAGAUAAUUUUAAUAAUAAAAAUGAGCUUGUAGCAUAUCGUCCACCUCACAACGAUG